GCCUGUCUGGAGGGCUGUAGCGGCAGUGGCGGCGGCAGUGGCGGCAGUGGCGGCGGCACGGCAGGCACCGGCCCGGGGAGCGGCACCAUGAGCGGAUCACAGAACAAUGACAUGAAAAGACAAUUUCUGCUGGAGCGACUGCUGGAUGCAGUGAAACAGUGCCAGAUCCGCUUUGGAGGGAGAAAGGAGAUCGCCUCGGAUUCCGACAGCAGGGUAACCUGUCUGUGUGCCCAGUUUGAGGCCGUCCUGCAGCAUGGCUUGAAGAGGAGUCGAGGGUUAGCGCUAACAGCAGCCGCGAUCAAACAGGCAGCAGGCUUCGCCAGCAAAACCGAAACAGCGGGCAAGGCAGUCAUCGUGCGGGACUGGUGGGGGCCAGUGGCACGUUGUGGUGCAGAAAUCCGUGAGCCCGUGUUCUGGUUCUAUGUGAAGGAGGUCCUCAGCAAGCAUGAGCUGCAGCGCUUCUACGCCUUGCACCACAUCGCCUCGGACGUGGGCCGCGGCCGCGCCUGGCUGCGCUGCGCCCUCAACGAACACUCCCUGGAGCGCUACCUGCACAUGCUCCUGGCCGACCACAGCAGGCUCAGCACUUUUUAUGAAGACUGGGCUUUUGUGAUGGAUGAAGAAAGGUCUAGCAUGCUUCCUACCAUGGCAGCUGGUCUGAACUCCAUACUCUUCGCGAUUAACAUCGACAACAAGGAUUUAAACGGGCAGAGUAAGUUUGCUCCCACCGUCUCGGACCUCUUGAAGGAAUCCACGCAGAAUGUGACCUCCUUGCUGAAGGAAUCCACGCAAGGAGUGAGCAGCCUUUUCAGGGAGAUCACGGCAUCCUCGGCCGUCUCCAUCCUCAUCAGGCCUGAGCAGGAGACCGACCCCCUGCCUGUCGUGUCCAAGCACGUCAGUGCCGAUGCCAAAUGUAAAAGGGAGAGGAAGAAGAAAAAGAAGGUGACCAACAUCAUCUCGUUUGAUGACGAGGAAGACGAGCAGAGCUCCGGGGAUGUUUCUAAGAAGAUCCCUGGGGCGGGGGAAAGCUCGGAGGAGAACUCCGACCGCUCCUCGGUCAGUAUCAUGACGGCCUUUGAAAGCCCCUUUGGGCCAAAUUCCAACGGAAGUCAGAGCAGCAACUCAUGGAAAAUCGAUUCUCUGUCUUUGAACGGGGAGUUUGGGUACCAGAAGCUCGAUGUGAAAAGCAUCGAUGAUGAAGACGUGGAUGAGAAUGAGGACGACGUGUACGGGAGCACACCUGGGAAGAAGUGCCCGGGCCACUCGGAGUCGCCGGAGAAGCCGCUGGACGGGGGUGCCUGCCUCUCCCAGAUGCACAGCUGGGCUCCACUGCACGUGCUGCACGGCGACGCCGAUGUGCUCUUCCCGGUCAGUGGCGUGGGCUCCUACGGCCCUGCAGAUACCCCCCUCGGGAGCCUGGAGAACGGGACGGGACCCGAUGACCACGUCCUCCCGGAGCCUGGACCUCGGUACAGUGUGGAAGCCAGUCCUCCAGGCCAAGGAAGUCCUCUGAGCAGCCUGUUACCGUCUGCCUCGGUGCCCGAGUCCAUGACAAUUAGUGAACUCCGACAGGCCAUCGUGGCCAUGAUGACCAGGAAGGAUGAGCUGGAAGAAGAGAACAGGUCACUGCGGAACCUGCUGGACGGUGAGAUGGAGCACUCGGCCGUGCUCCGCCAGGAGGUUGACACCUUGAAACGGAAGGUGGCCGAACAAGAGGAGCGGCACGUCACAAAGAUCCAGGCGUUGGCAAGAGAAAACGAGGUGCUCAAAGUCCAACUGAAGAAAUACGUAGGAGCUGUCCAGAUGCUGAAAAGAGAAGGUCAAACAGCUGAAGUUGUACCAAAUCUUUGGAAUGUUGAUGGAGAAGUUACAGUUACUGACCAGAAGCCGGGAGAAGUUGCCGAGCAACUAGCAAGCUCCUAUGAAAGAAAGCUCAUUGAGGUGGCAGAGAUGCACGGGGAGCUGAUCGAGUUCAAUGAGCGCCUGCACCGGGCCCUGGUGGCCAAGGAAGCCCUCGUGUCCCAGAUGAGGCAGGAGCUCAUCGACCUUCGGGGGCCGGUGCCUGGAGAUUUGAGUCAAACAUCCGAAGACCAGAGUUUGUCGGAUUUUGAAAUAUCAAACCGAGCGCUGAUCAACGUCUGGAUCCCGUCAGUGUUUCUCCGGGGCAGAGCCACCAAUGCAUUCCACGUGUAUCAGGUCUACAUCCGGAUAAAAGACAAUGAGUGGAACGUCUAUCGGCGGUACACGGAGUUCAGGAGUUUGCACCACAAGUUACAGAACAAAUACCCUCAAGUGAGGGCCUACAACUUCCCACCCAAAAAGGCCAUUGGAAACAAGGAUGCCAAGUUUGUGGAGGAACGCAGGAAGCAGCUCCAGAACUACCUGCGCAGCGUCAUGAACAAAGUCAUCCAGGUGGUCCCCGAGUUUGCCGCCAGCCCCCAGAAAGAGACCCUGGUCCAGCUGAUGCCCUUCUUUAUUGACGUCACCCCUCCCGGAGAACCGCUGACCAAGAACAGCCGGCCCAAAGUGGCUUCCCGCUUCCCCAAGCUGUCCCGCGGUCACCCCAGGGAGACGCGCAACGUGGAGCCCCAGAGCGGCGAUCUCUGACCUCGGCGGCCACCCAGACUCGGGCCCUACGUGCUGCGCCAGCUGCCUCCACCCCGGCCACGGCAGCUGGCCCCUUCCACCUCGGAGGGACACCCCUGUCCCCCCGGUGAAUGCCAGAGAGCACACCUUCCCCACCGGUUCCGUGACCCCCUGAUUAAACUGGGCCGUGUGAGAGCAGGGCAGGUCCUCGCUGGACAGACGCAGACAUGUGGGCCCUGCUCUCCCUGGGCCAUGAGGGCCAGCCGUUCCCCUCCCUCCAGCCCAGGGGCCGGCAGGAGGGUGGGCGCUGGGUCGGGCUUGGAGCCCCCUGGUUGAGAUGCACAAGUCUGAUGUCUCAGUUGGUCAGAAGGUUCAUCGAGAAACCACCUCUUAACUCUUUCCCACGUGGGAAUUCGAAUGACUGGUUUUUUUUUUUUCCCCCUGUUUAAUGUAAUUGCCUGCUACACAACCUAUGGACGUGAAGGGUUUGGGUGGAGGCUAGUUCCUUUCCAUGCUCUCCCCACCAGUGGUCAGUAGACACCCUAGUUCUUGCCACCAUGCUCCAGGGAGACAGUCCCGUGGCCUUCGUGUGAAGGAGCCAUUAGAGGGAUGCGGAACUGUGGUUCUUGGAGAACUUCCCUACCUCCUUAUGGUUGGUUCUGGAAGGACCAGCCCCUGUAGGAAACCUGAGGCCCCCUAGGCCCAUGUGCACCUGGUCAGGCCAGCCAUCAGCAGCCACCCAGUGACCCGUAUUGGAGAGCCUGGGCUUUCCAGGAGUCGGUGGCCUUGGCCUCGAAAGCCUAGAGGAGAGCCCUCAGGCUGUUAGAGACUUGGCUCCGGGAAGCAUUCCAGAAGGUUCUGUGGGCCUCGGGCUUUCAGACCUGGCCCCGGGGCUCCGAGGAGCUCAGCGUGGCUCUCUGUGAACUUGGACACAAGUGUCCCCUCUGCACACGUCAUGAUCAUGCCCUAAAGACGAGGGUGUGCAGCACAGCCUCUGCCGGCCAGCGCGCUGUCCGUGGGAGCAGGGCCCUGCGUGCCCCUGAGACCACUGCCUCUGCUCCUCCCAUUCAGCACGGGGCCCCGUGGCAGGUGGAACAGGAGGAGGAGCAGCGGCAGGUCGCCCCGUGGGACCAGAGCCAUUUGGCCAGAAUCAUGGAACUCUCUCCCACCCCGGGCAAGAGCCAAUCUCAGCUGCUGAUACAAAGAGAGGCAUUUUCUGGGGACAGUAGCCGACGUAAAUGUGUGUGAAAGAUGGUCCGUAGAAGGCUAACCACUCAUCAGCUUACAACUGGGUGAGCGGUGUGGGUAAUCAUUGAGCGUUUCCUAGAUAGCGGAAAACUCUGGAAGGAAUGGCCUGGAAGGUUUGUGCUACGUGUUCCUCCCGUCAGCCAAAAGGAAACUUAUCAGAGCAGUUAAGCAGAGCUGAGAUCAUCUACGCACAGCCCUCCAGAGACUCGGAGGAGGCCUGAGUGACUUCUGAGGGAACAUUCUGCCAGGUGAGCCAGGUCCAGGUGAGCGAAACAAGCCGGCUGUUCUCCGCAGAUGGAGUGGGGAGUGCGCGUCUGGGGGCCCUGCUGUCAGCUCGUGGGGGUCCGAGGACCCGAGGGACGCUGUGUCCUAGAAAGGCAACAUGGUUGCUCUCUUCCGCCUGUGUGCCGAGGGAGCUGCUGCACGUGCACUUUGUUGGAAUCCCGAGUCCCACAGCGCUGCCUUGAACACAGAGCCCUCCUCGACCAGAUCCUCCGGGACUGUCCGGAAGCUCCAGCUGCCCCAGAUCCCAGCCCCCCGCAUUUGGGUCCCUCCACAGCAGUCAGUUUGAUGCCAGCUGACAGGCUGCACAGCGGGAUCUGUUCCCAAGGUGUCUCCUCUCUGGUUGUACUAGACCCAGAAUGGAACCACUGCCCCGACACCCCCCAGGGCCAAGGGUUCCGACCAGCCAGCCUUUUCUGGCGCCUGACCCGAAACACAUCUGAGUGCGAGUCUGGUCUCGCCUUCUCCAACCACCCCACCAGGAGCCAGCUUUGACAUUCUGUGCACGGAGUUAAAAAAAGAGCCAAAAAAAAAAAAGGCACCCAUAGCUACGGCGGACAGAUGCUGAGCUGGGAGAUACAAAUGCACUCGCAGCCCGUAUUUAAAAAGGAGAAACUCUGCCUCCCCAUUUUUUUAAAGCUUAAUUAUUCACGGAAAACUUGCCCCGCUCUCCCAAAAUGUGGAUUGUAAAAAGCAUGUUCCUGGGGGCCCCACGGGGACCCUCCAGGCUGCUUGCUAUCUGUACCUCCGUUUUUGUGAUCCUGCAGAAACCCUGAUCUUCAAUUCCUUUGAUUUCAGCUCAGACAUGCAUGUGACAUGCACAUUACAGCACCUCCUCAAAGCCUUAACUUUGGAAUCACAUGGAAUGUUCUGCAGUGAUUAGUCCAUCCAGCUGCUCAAAAUACUCCUGCCCUGCUCUCCAGGGUGGCGGGAUGGACUUAGAAGGGGCAGACUCCCCAGCUCCUAGAGAAAGAAUAAAACACCGAGGUCCAGGCCGAGAUCCGGGACACAAAAUGCCAUCCCCUGAGGAUGUGUCAACAUCUGCCCAUCAACCCAAAUCCAAUUCAGAGGGUGGGAUAUCCCCUGGGACCCAUCAGGGGGAAAGACAGCCCUUCAGAAAGGAGCAGUUGACAUUGCUUCUCUCUCCUUGAUCAAAUUAGAAAAUUGUUUGGAGCCUGCAAAGUUGGCAUCUGAGAGAGGAAGCCACCCCCCAUUCUGAAAGGAGCUGAAGGGCCCGUUUCUCUAGAAGGCCUAGACCCUCUGGUACCCAACCUGUUCGGGGAGGGAGAGGCCCCUCCAGGUCCCCUCUGCAAAGCCAGGCUGUCUGCUCAGGGGCGGCUUCAGCCAGAAUGGGACGCAACAUCAGCCGGGUCCAUCUCUGCCAUCAUCUUGUUUGCUCCCUCCUUUUCCCCCAGAUAAAGGAGACCCAGGAAAAGCAGGGCUGGGCAGAGACAUCUCUCCUUAAAAGAGAAAACCAAAGCUCCCAGGAAGGGCGGUCCGAGGCUGGUGUAAACCUCGCCCAGAAGCGAGCUUUCUCAGCUCCUACUCCUGCGGCUGGUCUGGAAUCCUGGCUUGAAACAACCCAGCAUCUCUCCACAGUCAGGCCCUGGGGGAGGAGGCGGCUUUCCUGGAAGAGGCUGUUAAACCCCACGGUGGUCGCCUUUAACACCAUCACCAGGCCCAUCCAGGGGCUUCCUGGCUACGAAAGGGAUCACCUGAUUGAGUUGUAGAGACAGUGCCAUCUUGUGAGACCUGGCAAGAGGCGUGAACGGUGAGGGGGAGGGACGUGGACCAGUGUUUGUGGACAAGGUCUGGUCACACAGCAUGGGGCCUAUUGAGAUGUGUUCUCUGAUAACCGCUGGAUUUUACAGCAGUGCCGGGCUGUGCUGUGCCUUUAAAACAACGGAGGCAAUCAAAGCUGUUUACAUCCGUGGGAUUGAUAACACAGCUGCAGCUAAUGCCCAGAGGCAGCAGGCACUGGAGGCCCAAGAAUUAAUCCCCAGGUUUUGGGCUCAGAAUCAGGAAACAGGAAUGAAGACCCACCCACCAGCCCAGUUGAUCCGAAGCACUCCUAACACCCUGAACUAGGGCUCUGCGGCCCUGGGCAAGCUGGUGGCCUUGCCUCCUCUUUUUCUCCUAUUUCCUCAUGAGACAGUUCGCCCACUGGAGGACCAGGUCACAGGGUUUCAGGCCUUGGUCCCCCACGCCACCUGCUCACCCUCGCAGGGGGUGCCGCCAGCUGGCCCCCUCACCUGGAGGCCAGGCCCUGACCUCGGGCCCCGGCAGAUCUCUCCUAACCAGUCACGUCUGGCAUCCUUCCUUCAUCCCUCAGCCUGGCAACUUGGUACCAGUGCCCAUUCAUGGGAGGUGCUCUCCCCCAAAGGGGGCACCUCGCCUGGGCGUGUCACUGACAGUAAAGAACAGGCUGGAUUCUCAGCCUCAAGCUGUGUGGGCAUCCCCCAGGACCUGCCAGAGAAGGACCCUGCCUGGGAGCAUCAGAUCGGCCAAGAGGCAUCCUAGAAGGAGCACGCCCUGCUCAAGCUUCAACCCCAAAGGCAAUAACUGUCUUGACCCUGUCUCGGUGUUUCCCUCGGGACACUGCCACCCACAAUGGACCUUCCCCCAGGCUGGGCGCUUCUGGCACGCACGCAUCUGCUCACGAGCAAGGCCUUUUGCAAUGAUCAUUUUUCACAAUAUCAUGUUUCAUUAAAGCUAACAUUAAAUGUCUGCUGUUCAGAUUGGCUUCUGUGCUAAUUUUGCACAAUUGUAGCACUGUAUAUUUUAUCUAACAUUCCCAUGCCAAAAAAUUCAUUUUUCAUGUUUCCCUAACACGUGGUCUUGAUUACGUUUCUAAAAUAAAACUUCGGCUACUGGAUCGAUAGAAGUGAGGGUGGAGCCUUGCCGAUCUCCGUGCUCUGAGCAGAGCAGCUGUCUUCUCACCCCACAGUGACUGAAACGCCCCUGCUCAGUUCAUGGCGGGAUUCUGACCUUCCCUUCCGCCAUGCCCGUUGCCGUGGAUGGGCCUGAUUUGGGUAGUUCUCAAGUCUGUCAAGGAGCCCUUACUUUCAUCUCUGAAUCCUAACAACCGCAUUAAAUGGGUUUCCUCAUCUACCCAAUCAGUUUAGGAAGAGAAGUGGAAAAAAAAAUCUGGUUUCUCUAAAAGAUGGUUGAGCCUACAGCAAGGAUGAGCAACCCCACUCGAAGGACAGGCUGGAUCCAUGAGUGUUUCGAGGUCCAGGGAUUCACUUCUUUCUUACUGGCACAUAAAUGUUUUGCCACCAUCACUGAAAACCACUAGCUGACCCACCCAGGCUCCCCGCCUGCCCUCGAAUCCCAUCAGGUCUGCCUCCUGCCUUCAUGAACUGCAAGGGGAGAAGCCACGCACCUCCGACGAUUCUUUCCGCCAUCACCUGAGACCAUACAAGGGGACGCCCUUGCAAAAACUGGGACUGAGGACGUGGAAGGUUACAAAAUGGGGGAUCACACGUUUGCACCCAGAGUUGCUAGCCCCUCCAGAGAUGAGCUGGAGAACAGGCAUAGCCAGGAGUGAGGGGGUGGUGGAUUUUUUAUUAUCUAGCAUUCAUCCUAGAAAGAAUGUCUUUGCCUCUGCAGCCUUAGUGGCACCAUCCCUGGCAUCGCCAUUUGGUAGAACACUUUGCUUAACUCAUCAGAUGCUCACUUCUUGGAGGAGGGAGUCGUUUGACUACAGGCGCCAUGGUGACCCAGCCGGAGUCACCCACGAUCGGGUCCCAGUGAGCCGUCUGUCGCAGGGAACAAGGUGACAAAUCUAGAGUCUAGUGUCUGGACGUGAGGCCUAGAAGCCCGCAGAUUCGCUCUGAAACACGUAGUAUUAUCUUAACUACCCUGCUCUGUUAAGGUUUACACAAUAGAAUUUUUAAACAAAUGUGUUUAAUUUUCUAAACUCUCUUGUAUUAAAAUUUUCUUUUGGAAUAAGCUGUGGUAAUUUUGUUACAAUCUGGUUGAGACACACCUCUUUACAACU
Messenger RNA from Eubalaena glacialis (North Atlantic right whale), 8119 nucleotides. RefSeq names its product sorting nexin 29 (gene SNX29). The transcript has 22 exons. NCBI's taxonomy places the organism in Eukaryota, Metazoa, Chordata, Mammalia, Artiodactyla, Balaenidae. The record is from RefSeq and is a predicted model, not a curated record. Bases 88 to 2607 code for a protein of 839 amino acids. Gene Ontology annotation, molecular function: phosphatidylinositol binding.